This is a messenger RNA of Seminavis robusta, 528 nucleotides long. The record is from the annotation of a GenBank genome assembly. NCBI's taxonomy places the organism in Eukaryota, Bacillariophyta, Bacillariophyceae, Naviculales, Naviculaceae.
AUGCCGCUCUUUCAUGCUAACACCUUUCUCUUUAAUCCGCAGCAGCCAACACCUUUGCCUCUCGAGGCAAUCUGCCAGUGUAUCGCAAUGGGUCUGGUUGAUGCCGUCAACAACGGAGCUCAUGCAAGCAUUAGCGUUCACGUCCACCCAAAUUACGUGGUUUCGAAUGGAGACCUCGCAUUCUUGGAUGGAGUAGAGGGCACAAUCGUGUCGAAGUCUAUGCAUCAUUUGGUGCUUGUUUCUGACCAAGGAGGAUGCCACGUUACGGUUCAUUUUGUUGGCGGUGGCUCUCUUUUUGCUGUUGCUCAUGCGGUCGAUUCCGAAGUCGAUUCCGAAGUCGACCCCCAAGAAGACACAGAAGAUGACUAUGGAACAGCUGACAAUGAAGACGACGGAGGAGACGAAUACAAUGGAGACGACAGCAGCAGCGGAAGCAGCACUCGGAUGGAUCCCAACAAUUUGAAUGAAUCGAAUGCGUCUUCCGAUUUUGAUGGCACUUACGGUGGCUUUAGCCAGCUCUCCAUCUAA